UAGAGACACUCUGUGCUUGAAACAAAAGACAGGAUGGGCACAAAUGGAAUGCCUUUGAUUAUAGUUAUGCUUGGUCAAAGUUGAUUGCGGGGCAGCGGUGGGGAGCUACACAACAACAACAACAACCACAAGGAAGGAAUCAAUUAUUUGCCACAUUAGAUAACUCGGUUCACUUUCAAAACACUAUCUUAAUAAACCCUGAAACAGCUCCGGCUGCCGCUGCUGCUACCACUGCUGCUGCUGAUCUUCUUUCUCCUCUGCCUUCUUUUCAUUUUAUACCCCCUCCUUCUUACAUCUUUCUCUCUGUCUCUCCGCCCCCACUCUCUCUCUCUCUCUCGCUCGCUCGCUUACCCCCCUCUCUACCUUUCUCCCCGCCUUUAACAUACCUUUCAAGUUUACAGGUGUUACUCUCAGGUUUCACUUCGGUUUAUUUUCGACGCAAAUAGAAAAAAAAAUAUAGUUUAAAUUUAAGUAAUUUUUCUUCGCCCCAAACCAAUUCGAAUAAUGCUUUGGAAUUAACCGGGAAUCGAUGAGACAAUCACUCGUUCAUUUUUGAUCGGAAAGUUUUAGUUCGGGAAAUAUCAGGAAAAUACAGUGGAUAACAAAAUACUACAAGGAAUUCCUCCCAAGUUUUAAAAUGUUACAAAUUGAUGCUAAUAAAUACUGUCUGGAUCCGUUGCCAUUCUGAUAAUGAGCAGUUUCAUAAUGAUGGUGAGGCACCAAUUGAUGCUAGUUGUAGUUCUCUUCGUACUCCUCCAUGGACAAGUGUUGGCCAUCAUCCUAUCUACUGACACCUUUUCGCAUCACCUACCGCCGGCGUCGACAUCACCGUUAUCAUCAACUCGACCAUUAUCAGUGUCAUCUUCAUCAUCUUCAUCAUCGUCCACAUCAUCAUCGUCGUCGGUGUCAUCAUCAUCAUCAACAUCAUCAUCAUCGUCGUCGUCGUCAUCCUCAUCCUCUUUAAAAGUGACAGCAACCAAAAAAGAUAAUUUUCCACAGACCCACGAUGAUUUGUUUAAAGCUUUUGAAGCGAAUUUGCUUCAGAUAUUUGGACUCAAGAAUCGACCCAAACUGAAUGAGAAGACAUUUGUUCCCCAAUACAUGUGGGAUUUAUACGAUAGCCAUAAACAGAAGAAGGAUCCUUCAGCUCCCACCAGUGGACGAGGUUAUUUACCAGCCAACACUGUUCGCAGUUUCUACCACAUCGACCCUCACUUCAUGGACUGCACAGAAGAAAAUGCCAGUACCAUUAUGUUCAACAUUUCUAAUAUGAUGGAAGAAGAGAUUUUAACAGCAGCUGAUUUAAGGAUCUUCUGGGAUCCUAAAUUUUAUGAAUAUAACUACAGAGGAGCUGCUAGCUCAAGUGACAUUUCUAUUGAUAAUUCAUAUGAUAGUAAUUAUAACAUUACUAGAGACAAUAAUAAUAAAAAUAUGUUUAAAAAACUGAAAUAUUUUCCUAUUCGUAUAGAGGUCCACGAAGUUAUAAGUCCACCCCGAUGGGGAAGUUCCAGUGAAUGCAUUACACGGCUUAUUGACACUAAGGUUAUUCACAGCAACAGUAAUACAUCAACAUGGGUUGUUUUUGAUGUACACCCAGCUGUUCUGAAAUGGAAACAAACGCCACAUUUAAACCAUGGUUUGCACAUUCGACUAUCUACAGCAACAAAAAACCCAGUUUCUGUUCAACCACAUCAACAUAUACGAUUAAAGAGAACAGCGGACAUUGAACAAAAUGAAUGGCAAAAUUCUCGCCCUUUACUUAUCACUUACACUGACGAUGGAAAAGGUGUACCCCUCAAACGUUCUCGAAGAAGUGCAAGACACAGAAGGGAACGAGGAAAAAAAAAACGACGGCGUUCAAAAAAAGUUCAGCGACACCGAAAAGCGGGCGCGGAAUGUCGUAGACACCCAAUGUAUGUUUCAUUUAAUGAAGUAGGAUGGACAGAAUGGAUUGUGGCCCCCGUGGGUUACCAAGCCUUUUAUUGUGAUGGCAAAUGCCCAUUCCCAAUUUCAGACUAUUUGAACUCAACAAAUCAUGCUAUUGUUCAGACCCUUGUCAAUUCUGUGAUGCCCGACAGAAUACCUGAGGUAUGUUGUGUACCUACAGAACUUAGCUCGAUUUCAAUGCUUUAUCUCGAUGAGCAAAACAAAGUAGUCCUUAAAAAUUAUCAAGGAAUGGUUGUAAAAGCAUGUGGAUGCCGAUGACAAAAACUUUUUCUAAACAGUCCUCUGUCAUCAAACAUGUUGUCCUCAUUGACACACUAUUACUACUUGCUAUUUAUUUUGCAUACCGCUUCAGUAUUUUGGUGCAUUUUCUUUUCAAAAGCGGUCAUGUCUCCAAACUUUUAUAUCUUACCCCCCAAAAUUCUGGUUCCAUUGAAUUACCUGUGUAAGUGGUUACUUCUGUCCGUCCUAAUCAGUAGCAUUUGAAGUGCAGGGAUUUCUAUCAGCAGCUGUCUCUUUUUGUCAAACACAGAGGAACAGGAAAAACAAAAGUUUCAAAAUAAAAGAGAGAGAUGUUUGUGUAUACAAUGUUGAAGGAACAAUUAAUUAUUUUAUAAUUUUUUCAAAUAUGUUAAAAGAACAUUGACAUAAUUUUUGUAUAUUUUUAUUUAAGAAAAUCUAUCGACUCUUUGUUCCUGGAUGCAAAUGAAGAUUUGGUCAUAAUUAAGGUGGGGAGGGUUUUUGUUUUGUUUUUUAUUUUUUUUUUAUUAUUUUUUUUUCAAUCCAAAAUUUUCCAUAUAUAAAAACAUGAAAUCAGGAAAAACUAAGGAACUGAUGACAGUUUAUUGAUACUCAAAGCCUAACUUUGCCUUUUUCUUCUCACCGAAUUCUUGCUUUGUUAUUGUUAGUCCAAGUGAUUUCACAGGUGAUGAGAUGCAUAGAGAUGUUAUCCAUGUAGGUGACAUUUAAAAGCUCCAUGUAUGCUCUACUGCUUUUACUUUGCACCAUCUAUUGGGAUUAUAAAUGUUUGUUUAAAAGGAUAGGUGGUUAUGUGUGUGUGCAUGCGUGUGUGUGUGUGUGUGUGUGUGUGGUGUGUGUGUGUGUGCGUGCAUGCGUGUAUGCAUGUGUGUAUGUGUGUCUGGACAUCUAUCAAUGUGCUUGUGUACAUGUGAAAAAGCAGAAGUGAAUAUGUUAUGAUAUGAUACCAGUUAUGCAAAUAUAGAACAAUGGAAUAUUUCUUGCAGCCCUGCAUGUCUCCUCAAAUGAAAUAUUAUCAUCACUGGAGACUAUUAUACCAUAUACCAUACCCCCAACUGUAUAUCUCACAGUUGCUUUAGUAUCACUAUUUAUAAUCCUAUAUUACAACAUGACACCUCUGUGGUCCAUACAACAAUCUUUGAUCAUGGAAUUACCAUUGAUUUUGCAUUCAGUUAUCAGAAAUCCCAUGCUUUUAAUCCAAUCAACUCUGCAAUGCUCAACAAACAUUUUAUGUUGAGAUAUUUCUUAGCAAGCCAUCAAUAUUAUUAUUAUUAUUAAUUUUUCAGUGUUCUAAAUAUAGAUUUUGGUAAAAGAAAACUAUUUAUUUGAAAUAAAACUUUGUAAUUGUGUAUUUAUUAAAUGACAACAGCGAUCAGCUAAUUUUUUUGCCACAAUAUCCAGUUCUCACUAAUAAGCUAUACUCCAUGCUCGCAGUUAUUUCUUGACCUGGCUUGGAGUAAAAUUGACAACUCAUUUGUCUCAUGCACUUUGUGCUAGCAGAUAAUAUUACAUUUCAAUAAUUUGUAACCAAUUCCUGCUGCUACUUCCAUUUAAUGCUUGCUGCUCAUUAUCCACUUUCUGCAAGAAGCAGUCACGUGGAUACAUUUUUUUGUGUUCACAUCUACUGCAGGUGUUUUAUUAUGGAUGGUCAGUACACAGGACUACAUAACCUUCAAGUGAACUGGAGCACUUAAGAAUAUCUCCACCUGAAAAUUUAUUUUUCUUUACUCUGCUAAAAACCAUAAAAUCAAGACUAAGCUUGGAUCCUCAGCCUGAGACAUUCACAUUCACAUAUAAAAUACAAGGAGUUGCACCAAAUAACUAUGAAAGAAUUCUUCCUAAUUGCAGCUAAACAUCACACUUGGUCCCAGCUAGAAUUGACACUAAAUGUUUGAUACUAGUUACAAUCAUAUAACAAGUUGUCUUGGCUAGAAAUCCACCAGGUUCUUGCUCUGUCAUUUAUCUAAUUCCUUCAAAUAUCUCAACACUCUUUUACACUUAAAACAUUAUUCUCCCACAAAUUAUUUUAAGACAUAUUAUAUUCCUGGAAUUAAUUAUAUUUUAUAAUUACUUAUCCCUAUAAAUCUGGAUGGUUGACCUAACACAUUACCUGGUUUAAGAACUGGUCCUUGAACCAAUGAGUGGUCACUUGACCUGCUAGAAACAGUACCUAAAUCUCAUUUAAUCGUAUCCUACAAGGUUAAAAGGAGAAGAAUAUACUGAAUAAUGUAGUCCAACAUAUACUAUGUCUAAAAGAAAAAGGAGUAGUUACAGCUGGAAUAUCUCUCACAUUAUGUCUGCUAUUUUAUCAAGACAACCUGAGAGCUAUACAACAACAUUAACUGGUCCUUCACUGUAGCAAGCUAUCAGAGCAGACCUCCAGUUAACCUUUCUGUUCAUGUUUUUUCUGCAGAGAUUAAGUAUGAGCUGCUCAGUUCAGGCAUCAUGUACAUCAACCUCACUAGUUUGUUCAGAGAAUUCACAAAGGUCGUAUGCACUUUUAGUGUUUGGUAUAUCCAAGGGCAGUAACCCUUGGUGUCCUUUCCUCCACAUAACCUUCCAACUACAUCAGAGUUUAAACAAUCCUUAAAGUUCUUAUACAUAUUACAUGAAUUGUCUCGUGCAUGGCUGAAUGUAAUAACAAUAGCAAGGGAAAUUACACAGUUAAAUCACAGUAUUUUAGACGCAUUCUUAAUAUAUUAACGUUUGCAUAGUUUUAUAUGGUUUAGUGGAGAAUCAAGCCAAUACUGUUGGAAGAAACUAUUUUAAGAACAUCAAAACUUUUUUGAUUUUGGAAUUAAAUCUAAUUGCUGUAUUUGAUACAUUAAUCUAUUAGGUUUACUUUUUACUUGUUAUUUUAUAUAUAACACCUACCCCACUCCUUUCAUAGUGUCAUUUGAUCUGGUUUGUGCCCCCAUCACCCGGCCUUGUAACAAAGUGGUUACUGCUCUUCCGUUGACUAACUUAUAAUAAAAACAAUAAUAAUCCAGCCAUUA
Molecule: messenger RNA, 5198 nt
Organism: Octopus sinensis (East Asian common octopus)
Lineage: Eukaryota; Metazoa; Mollusca; Cephalopoda; Octopoda; Octopodidae
Product: bone morphogenetic protein 2-like
Exons: 3
Coding region: 691-2205 (504 amino acids)
Biological process (GO): BMP signaling pathway; SMAD protein signal transduction
Cellular component (GO): extracellular region
Molecular function (GO): cytokine activity; growth factor activity
Source: RefSeq, a predicted model, not a curated record